AUGGGCUUUGGCAAAGGCAAGGGCAAAGGGAAGGGAAAGGGGAAGGGCAAGAAGGGCUAUGACAUGAAGGGCAAGGGAAAGGCGGCGAGCGACUUCGACGUGGACUACGCAUUCACCAAGGGCUUUGGCAAGAAUUUCUGCAAGGGCAGCGACUUCAACAGCGACUUUGCCGUUACCAAGGGUUCUGGCAAGAACUUCGGCAAGGGCGGAGACUUCGCUGGGGACUAUGCAGUCACCAACGGCUCUGGCAAUCAUUACGGCAAGGCCGCUGGCAAGAUCAGAGGUCCAGAUGAGCGAUGUAUUCAGGGGCCAUGGGGUGGGAGCUCCGACCAGUCUUCUGCAGGGCGCUUCCACAUCCCGCCUUCUGUGCUGGAGAAUGGCAAGCAAGGCGGAUCCGGAGAUGACUAUGACAAGGAGAGCAAGGAUAUCACCCUUAAGCUGUUGGCAGUCUCGGGCGACUCGAUCCCGGAUGGCCCCGAGGACAAAUCGCCAGUGAACCGCAUCAACCCCGACCAGACGGUCGCACAAAUCUGCUCCAGAAUCCAAGCGGCUCUUGAUCUGGAGCCCCUGACGCGUGUAGAACUCGUCUACGGCACCGAGAAGCUGCUAGACAACAGAACCAUCUCUUCCUAUAAAAUCGCGGAUGGAGACUCGCUGACCAUUGUUCAGAGCAAGGUCGAGCCCCCAAAGCCUCCAAUGAUGUACUACUAUGUCGCGAUGCCUCAAGCUGCAGCUGCCCACCACCAAGCAAUGGUUGCUUAUCCGUCCCUCGGCGUGUUUCAG
Symbiodinium necroappetens is the source of this 783-nucleotide messenger RNA. Lineage: Eukaryota; Dinophyceae; Suessiales; Symbiodiniaceae. The record is from the annotation of a GenBank genome assembly.